This is a messenger RNA of Dreissena polymorpha, 426 nucleotides long. RefSeq names its product 60S ribosomal protein L37a. Gene Ontology annotation, cellular component: ribosome. NCBI's taxonomy places the organism in Eukaryota, Metazoa, Mollusca, Bivalvia, Myida, Dreissenidae. Bases 108 to 386 code for a protein of 92 amino acids. Gene Ontology annotation, molecular function: structural constituent of ribosome. The record is from RefSeq and is a predicted model, not a curated record. Gene Ontology annotation, biological process: translation. The transcript is spliced from 4 exons.
UAUUGGUCUUGAACAUGUUGCACAAUAACAAAGCGUCUGACAGCCCAAGAAUCUUCCCAUAAUGCAAGAACUGUAAACUUCCUUUUGGAAAGCCUAAUCACAAGAAAAUGGCCAAGCGAACCAAGAAGGUGGGCAUCUGUGGCAAGUAUGGUACCAGAUAUGGUGCUUCACUCCGUAAAACUGUCAAGAAGAUGGAAAUUUCACAGCACUCAAGAUACACAUGCCCCUUCUGUGGAAAGGAUGGUAUGAAGCGCCGAGCUGUGGGCAUCUGGGCCUGCAAGAACUGCAGAAAGGUCGUAGCUGGAGGUGCCUGGGUGUACAGCACCACAGCAGCAGCUACAGUCAGAAGUCAAGUGCGCCGUUUGAGGGAAAUGAAGGAGUCAUAAACUUUCUCUGUAAACUUGUGCAUUAAACUUCUGUAAAUAA